CAGACCGACGAGGAUCACGCUCAAGCUAGCUGGUGCCUUGACACGACAUGGCCUUCGUUAGCUAAUGCUAGCCGCCGAGCCGCCGUCAACAACAUCGUCCCGACUAACCCGGGUUAGAGGAUCCCAAAUGGGCAAAAGCUGCACACAGAUGAAGUGACCAGCCGGGUACAAUGUCGUCGUUCCAGGUGGUGGACUCGUCGCCGGGCAGCAGCGUCAGCCUCAUGGAGACGUCCAACUUUGCCCACGUCAUCUUCCAGAACGUGGGGAAGAGUUUCCUGCCCCAGGCGCCGCUGGAGUGCCGCUACACCCUGACCCCGUUCAUCACCCCCAACCCCAAAGACUGGGUGGGCAUCUUCAAGGUGGGUUGGAGCACAGCCAGAGAUUACUACACCUUCCUUUGGUCUCCUGUGCUUGAAAACUAUGAACCAGGAAGUACUGUGCACAGGACUGUGGUGUUCCAAGGGUAUUACGUUCCCAAAUCUGAUGGAGAGUUCUACCAGUUUUGUUAUGUCACACAUGUCGGUGACAUAAGAGGAGCCAGUACGCCCUUUCAGUUCAGGCCAGCCACGCCCACGGAGGAGCUUCUGACUGUUACCGAGGACGACAGCAACUCCGACAUACUGGUCGUCACCACCAAGACGGGCCUUCUGGAGCACGCCGAGGACGUGCAGGAGGAGCGCAGGGAGCUGCUGAAGGCCAUGCGCCUCCUUCAGGAGGAGAAGCAGCAGCUGCAGGAGGAGCAAAAACGACUGGCCAGAGAGCGGGAGCAGGAGAGGGACACGUGCAGCCUGCUGCGGACUCACAACCAGGAGCUGCUGCGCUCCUCGCAGGGCCUGUCCGAAGAGCGGGAGGACGUGAGGAGGAGGCUGUCGGAGGCCACCGAGCGGGUGCGCCAGCUGGAGGAGGACCUGCUGGGAGUCACGCAGAGAGGCCUGCAGAAGGAGACGGAGCUCGAUUGUCUGCGUGACCGUCUGAAGAAGCUGACGGCGGAGAAAGACCUCCUGGAGAGCCAGCUGAAGAACGAGAAGGACGAGAGAGACCUUUACAAGGCCCACCUGCGCAGCACCGAGCUGGAGAACACCAAGCUGAGCGCCGAGCUGCAGAUGCUGAAGGCGGUGGAGCUGAACCGGGAGGUGACCAUCGCUCAGUUCCAGGAGGAGCUGGACAGGCUCAGGCUCUGCGUGGCCCAGCGGGACAGCCUGGAGAAAGAGCUGCUGCUCCACAAGGCCGACAAGGCGGACCUGGCCCGUCUGCGCGAGCAGCUGCGUCAGGCGGAGGAGCAGCUCCAGGCGUCCCGGCAGCAGGCCUCCCUGCUGGCCUCGGAGCUGCGCGACUCGGCCAGCGCGCGCGACCACUCCAUGAGCGAGCUGUACCGCGCCCGCCUGGAGGCCGACAAGCUCCGCGCCAGCCUGGCCGACGCUCAGGCCGAGUGCCAGCGCAUGGAGAGCCAGCUGGACCGCAUGAGGAGCACGGCGCAGAAGGAAGUGGGCGUCGGGACCAGCGAGGCGGCGACGCCCAGCAACGCCGUGGUUUCGGAGGCGGAGGCCGAACUGCAGAGAGAGGUGGAGGAGCUGAAGCUGCGUCUUCACAUGGCGGCCGAGCACUACAAGGAGAAGUACCGGGAGUGUCAGCGCCUCCGGAGGCAGGUGGCCAAGCUGAACACGACCGAGUCGCAGGGAGAGCAGAAGAGAAAUGCUUCAACUGAGACCACACAGGAGCCACUGACACCUAGUCCGGAGUCACCGACAGCAGGAAACCUAGCUGCUGCAGUCCUACAAGAAGCUGCUGCGAGGGCAACAAGGCCGGAGCUCAUCAACCGGGAAUCCACGCACGCUGAUGCAUACGUCAGCAUUGAGAGGGAGGAAAGGCAGACGGAGAAAACCACCAGCGAGAGGCCCGAGGAGGGGGCCGACCAAAGGGAGGAGGAAAAAGAGGAGAAGAAGGACAGUCUGCCUGAGAGCCUGAGGAUGGCGAGCUGGGUGGAGGUGGAGAACGAGAGGCGGAGCGGCGGCGGCGGCUCCGCGGAGGAGGAGGAGGAGGAGGCGCGCGCCCUGCUGCCGGAGCUGGAGGGGAGGCGCCUGGGGGAGGCGGAGAAGGCGCAGACGCGCUCGGUGGAGGAGGAGCUGGCGACGAUGGAGGAGAAGUGGAGGCAGCAGUGCGCCAUCAACGAGACGCUGAAACAGCGGCUGGCCGACGAGGAGGAGCGAUUCAGGGUGCACAUGGCGGAGCGAGCCAGCGAGGUGACGGAACUGAAGCGAAACCUCGCCCAGGCCCUCCGGGAAAAGGAGCGACUACAAGAGGAGCUGCAGCGCCUGGUGUGCAGACAGAGAGAGCGCGAGGGCGGCGCUCAGGGCGCCGAGGUCAGGCAGCCGAUGGUGCUCCGCUACCCGCUGCCGUACCCCCAGGACCCCUCCCCACCGCCGCUGGUCCCGCACCGGCCCGCCGAGCUGCAGUACGGCAACCCGUACUCCACCGCCGACCACGACGGCGACGGCGGCGCGCGAGGUGCGGACCGGACGGACGUCUCUCCGGAGCACGUGCCCCGCCCGCCGCCCGAGGCCCCGCCCUGCGCCCCUCCGUGCGCGCCCCCGAUCACGCCCGCGCCCGCCGGCCCCGGGACGCCGGGCUGGGAGCGGGAGGUGGUCCGCAUCCAGCCCUCCCGCAGCACGAGCCCCCCCGAGUGUCUGGAGCUGGCGCCGGAGGAGCCGCGCGACGCUGCUGAUGGGGCUCAGCCGUCAUGUGAUCAUCAGUCCAGUAGACGCAGAGAGGCCAGGGGCAGCUUCUGCUUUGACUCCAGUAGCGUUCACAGGCGCUGCCCGCUGUGCGAGGUGAUCUUCCCCCCCCACUUCGAGCAGCGCAGCUUCGAGCAGCACGUGGAGAGCCACUGGAAGGUCUGCCCCGUCUGCUCCGAGCAGUUCCCCCUCAACUGUCAGCAGCAGCUCUUCGAGAGGCACGUGCUCACGCACUUCGACGGCCACGUGCUCAACUUCGAGCAGGUCGAAUGACGGGGCGGGGGGGGGGCGACGCUGGAGUUCUGACUUUUAUCGUAUGGGUAAAUAAAUGUGUGUCUCAGCUAUUAGUUCAUUUCGAUCGGGUCGAGGUGUCUCGUUGUUAUACAAUCAUUAGCACUUUUUUGGCAAUCUUUAACAAAGGGAGGGAAGAAUGUAGUCCAGGAAGCAGAGUAUGUGCCGCGUGAGUGAUAACAGACCACCGGCGAGAGCAGAACCCGCCGGCCUCGGCUCCUCACUUUUGGUCCAACUCCUCAUGCUCGUCUUUUAUUUUUUUUUAUUUUUUUGCUUCAAAGGGACAAAAGCAGCAGUUGGUAGUGCAUGCGUUCAUCAAGUGUUCAAAAAUGAAAGCUGCUUAAAGAGUGAAUUGUAGCUGGAACCAGGUGGUGGAAGAGAAAGCCUUUUUGAGUAUGUCCUCUUUGCCUAUCCCAGAUAUCCUUUACGAUGAGUCGGACUCUCGCGUGUUGAAGCAGCCGAGCUAUUUUACUCUUUUUAAUUGUCCACAUGUUCCAAAGUUUCGGAAAGGCAGAAGGAAAAGGAAUUCUUAAAAAUGAUCAUUUAGGUGUAAAUGGGAUAUGAAUAUGCGAUGUCAUCGGGUGGUUUCAACAAAAACAGCACUACGUUUUCAUGUAUCUGCACUAAAAAAAAAAGAAUUCAUUCUGAAUGUAUUGUACAUAUGAAAAUAAGUAUAAGUUGUGGAGAGACCUGUGAAUUACUGUCAUGACUCUGCCUCCCGUCAUCGUUCAUGUUUCAGUGAUGACAGAGUGACGGACCAGUCACGUUUCAGGCAAACGGAGCGCAGGACACUAAAUUGCAGACACUUCUGUUGUUACGUUUCAUCAUCACGAGCUGCGAAGAGAAAUCAGUUGCUUUUGCCUGCAGGUCCAAAUCAUGAGCGGGUGUCAUUCAUGUGUGUGUGUGUGUCCACAUCCCUGCUCGUCUAUUUACAAAGUGACCCCUGACGGUGUUGUAUUCAGGACUUAAAAAUUGCACAUGCCCAGUAAACACAAGGCAAGUGUGUGUGCGCGCGUGUGUGUGUGUGUGUGAGUGUGCGUGCGUGCGUGCACCAUGUGUCUGGCCCUUUUCAUGUGAGAAUGUCAGGAAGGAGGUUUAGGUGUGUACUGCAAAGAUCUUUAUGAAUAAAGCAAGCUUGUCUUAAUGCAUUCAACUGCAGCGCUUUCUGCCUCGUUUGUGCCACCAAAGGGAAGAAAAGACGCGACCAGCGACACAGCUUGUAUUUUCACCUCAUUUUAUUUAUUUUUUCAGUCAUUUCCUGUUUACAUUUAAGCAGCUUCUCUUUUUUUUGUAAUAUAGAAAGACAGUUUGACAUCAUUUACAAGUCACUCUGCUCAGAACCCGUCGCGCCCCCCCCCCCCCCC
Molecule: messenger RNA, 4387 nt
Organism: Pungitius pungitius (ninespine stickleback)
Lineage: Eukaryota; Metazoa; Chordata; Actinopteri; Perciformes; Gasterosteidae
Gene: tax1bp1a
Product: Tax1 (human T-cell leukemia virus type I) binding protein 1a
Exons: 17
Coding region: 171-3005 (944 amino acids)
Source: RefSeq, a predicted model, not a curated record